UUCUUGUGCGACCUUCUCUUGUCGCUGGCUCAAUUGGAUUGUGCAACGGAGGUUCAAUUAAUUCAAAGGUGCGUAUUCCUGGCGCCGAUCCCCGUCCAUCCAUUUCAAUUAAAGAUCACGACGAACAAUCUUCAUCGCCAACAUUGGAAUUGCUCGAAUGCUAACAAUACAAUGCAGUAAUCCAUAAUGUUGUCUUUCGCUCUUUUGGCGGCCGUGUUGCCCCUUGUCCAGGCAAUCGAGCCUCCACGGUUCCCCCACCAGCCCUUGGGCAACGGAACCAAGCGUUUGACCUACAAUGUGACCACAGACGCUCCCGGUGCGCUUUCGCCUUCGACGCGCACCCUGAACUGGGUCAGCAUCGGUACUGAUGGCGACUACAUCUAUACCGGAACCGAUGGCUCUUUUCUUUUUGAGAACAUCGCGUCUGGAGAGACCUCCACUUUCCUUUCUGCCGACAAGAUCCCAGACGACUAUCACGACUACUGGAUCUCCUCGGAUGCUAGCACUGUGCUUUGGGCUACCAAUUACACGAAGCAGUAUCGCCACUCCUACUUCUCGGAUUAUCUUGUUCAGAAUGUGGAGUCGGGUGAGACUGUCCCGCUCGUCCCCACUUCUACCGGGGACAUCCAAUACGCGGAGUUCAACCCGGCCUCGCCUAAACAGAUCGCUUUCGUGCAAGGUAACAACCUCUUCAUCUGGAACGAUGGAGAUAUUCAACAGGUCACCACCAACGGCGGACCCGACUGGUUCAAUGCUGUUCCCGAUUGGGUUUAUGAGGAAGAAAUCUUUGGUGACCGGUACACUUUGUGGUGGUCACCAGACGGCAAAUACAUCGCCUACCUGACCUUCAACGAAACUGGUGUCGAAACUUUCCGCAUUCCUUACUACAUGGACAGCCAGGAUGUCGCUCCUGUCUAUCCUCGUGAACUUGAGCUUCGUUACCCCAAGGUUGGAACUACAAAUCCUUCCGUAGGCUUUCAACUUCUCGAAGUGGAAUCGCUUGAGUCUACCGAAAUCCCCAUCACUGCCUUCCCUGCCGAGGAUCUUGUGAUUGGUGAGGUUGCUUGGGUUACCGAAGAACACGGCAAAGUCCUUUACCGCGCGUACAACCGUGUCCAAGACACCGAGAAGAUUGUCGUCGUCGGCGUGCCUGCUGCCACUUCGUCCGUCAUCCACGAGCGAGAUGGCUCUGAUGGAUGGUUGGAGAACUUCAUCGCCGUGUCGUAUCUCGGAGCAGUUUCUGACUCCAAUGCCACUUUCAGCAACUCGAGCGGAGAGUACUACCUCGAUUUCUCCGAUGAGUCUGGCUGGAAACACAUCUAUUUGUUCCCUGUUAACGGUGGCGAGAAAAUCGCCCUCACAUCAGGUGAAUGGGAAGUCCGAUCCAUCCUAAAAAUCGAUGCGAAGCGCAGUCUUGUUUACUACACUUCCACUGAACAUCACAGCACCGAAAGCCAUCUUUACUCAGUCAACUACAAGACUGGCAAGAAGACUGCUCUUGUUGAUGAUACAGUGGACGCUUUCUGGACUGCUUCUUUCUCCUCCGGUGGAUCUUACUAUGUCCUUCGCUACGCUGGACCUGACGUUCCUUACCAGGAACUGUAUUCCGUUAAUUCGACUACGCCCCUGCGCACUAUUGUCGACAACAAGAGGGCUUACGAUGAGAUCUACUCAUACAACCUCAACAACAUCACCUACCAGGAGCUUGAGCACCCAUCUGGCUACACCCUCAACGCCAUGCUCCGUCUGCCACCAAACUUCGAUCCUUCCAAGAAGUACCCCGCCAUUCUCAUCCCAUACGGCGGCCCCAACGCCCAGGAAGUGACCAAGCAAUUCAUUUCCCUCAACUGGAAAGCCUACAUCGCCUCUGAUCCAGAGCUCGAAUACAUCACUUUCACUGUCGACAACCGUGGUACCGGUUACAAGGGCCGCAAAUUCCGUUCUGAAGUCACUGGCAACCUGGGCGAUCUCGAAGCGCAAGAUCAAAUCUGGGCCGCUAAGGAACUUGCUAAGAACUCCUUUGUCGACUCUGAGCACAUUGGCAUCUGGGGAUGGUCGUACGGCGGCUACCUCAGCGCUAAGGUCGUUGAAGUCAACGACCCCAUCAUCUCUUUCGCCAUGAUCACCGCUCCUGUCUCUGACUGGAGCUACUACGACUCCAUCUACACCGAGCGUUACAUGAAGACCCCAGACGUCAACCCCAACUACAAUGUCUCCCGCGUACACGACAGCACGGGUUUCAAGAACAUUGCUGGCGGCUUCCUCAUCCAGCACGGCACUGGUGACGAUAACGUGCACUUCCAAAACGCGGCUGCGCUUACCGAUCUGCUUAUGGGCGAUCGCGUCACCCCCGAGAAGAUGCAGAACACCUGGUUUACCGACAGCGACCACAGCAUUGUGUACAACAACAAUGGUAAAUUCCUGUACAGAGAGCUGAGCAAGUUCGUGUACGAGGAGAAGAAGAGGGUGGGUAACAGCAAGGGUACCCACCAGUGGAGCAAGAAGAGUGUAGAGCCCAGGAAGUGGACCGCUUAG
Periconia digitata is the source of this 2535-nucleotide messenger RNA. The record is from the annotation of a GenBank genome assembly. NCBI's taxonomy places the organism in Eukaryota, Fungi, Ascomycota, Dothideomycetes, Pleosporales, Periconiaceae.